CGGAGACGGAGAGGCGGGGCUUGAGGAAGUGACUUCAGCCGGCGGCGGCCGCCAGUGGAGCGCAGAGCCAGCGGAGGCAGGCGAGGUUGCGGCUGGCGCGCGUUUCUUCUCCUGAAGGGAUUCCGGGGAGUCCGCCAGAAGCUGUUGCUUCUGCUUCUGCGCCGGCCAUGGCAGCCACGGCCGCUUCUACCGCGAGGGUGUUGCUGGGGUCAGCGGGGAAGGGCGGCGCGAGGCGGGCAAGUGCUGCUGCUGCUGCUGCUGCCGCCGCCUCUCCUGCCUCCUUAGCCGGGCUCUGCUGCUCCUGCGGCGGCUUAAAGGCAAAUCCCUAUUGCACGCUGGCCCCUCGGCAGCAGCAGCAGCCCUCCGCCCCGCCCCCGGACAUGAAGAACUACCUGUGGAAGCGCUAUAACGAAGCCAAGAAAGUGACGAAAGGUGAGAGGUUUUAAAAUGAGGGGUGCAUUGGAGGGGGGGGGGUUGGUUGCGCGUGUGUUUCAGCAGCUUUGGGGCUGGAGGGAGAAGGCGCCCCACAGCCUCGCCACGCGGGUCCUCUAGGCUUGCAGAAAGCGGUUGCUGACAUUCCGCUCUCUCCCCUCCCGCCCUUUCCCUUCCCAUUUUUGGGUUUUUUUUGUGUGUCCCCCCCAUUUCUCAAGGGGACUCCAGGUGUCUUUAAAGACAUGAGGUGGGUAGGGAGGGGAGAGGGACACUUCCACUUUAAGUGUGGGGCAGGAGCCCUCCUUGGCCAAGGUCACCAAACGUGAGCUUCGCAGCCACGCGGAGGUUUGAACCCAGAGCCAGCGCGUGGGGACGGGUGGAAAGCGUUUUGGGUUGGCAAGCUCUGGGUUCGAAUCGCCGGAGUUCGCGCAGGUGACCUUGGCUGAGACGCAGUUUCUCAUCCUAACGGAUCUGCCUGGAGGGGCGCUCCAAAAGCUAAACAGGGAGCUUCCUGGUGGGACAGUAGGGUGCAGAAGUGGAAGAGGGUUGCUUCGGCUUGCCAGCCCAGAUUAUAGCUUCCAGUGUGGGGCAUAUGUUGGCUCCUAGUCUGUGGUGCAUCUCUGUCUGUGUGCGCUUGGACACUGAUGAAUGCGGUGGUUUGCCAAAAUCUGGUUCCUGUACUGAGUGCCAACUAAUCUCUCUUCCUGCUCCCUUGAAAAGACAAUAUAGAAAUUUGCAUACACCAUGAUUGUCUGAAUAGGUUCUCUGAUUGAAGGCCAAAACAGAUGUGAUGUGGGAGAUCUGUGAUGAGAUCCCCUCACUCCUUGACGUUUGUAGUCCUAAUAGCUUUUUGUGUGUUAGACAAUGAAAACUGUGUUUGUGAGAGUGGUGUGCUGCUGUUCUGGUAAAAGUCAGGGCUCCAGGGACUGCUUUAUAGUUUCAUUUUUAAAAAAAUGGUAUAUGCAAAUUGCUUCUUGUUUUGGUACUCCUAAGACAGGUGUGGGGAAGCUUUGGCCCUCCAGAUGUUGCUGAACUACAUCUCCCAUCACCCCCUGUUAUUGGCCAUGAGUACUAUGGCAGAUAUGUGGGACGCAGGUGGCACUGUGGGUUAAACCACAGAGCCUAGGACUUGUUGAUCAGAAGGUUAGUGGUUCGAAUCCCCGCAAUGGGGUGAACUCCCGUUGCUCGGUCCCUGCUCCUGCCAACCUAGCAGUUCGAAAGCACACCAAAGUGCAAGUAGAUAAAUAGGUACUGCUCCAGUGGGAAGGUAAACGGCGUUUCCGUUCGCUGCUCUGGUUCGCCAGAAGCGGCUUAGUCAUGCUGGCCACAUGACCCGGAAGCUGUACGCCGGCUCCCUUGGCCAAUAAAGCGAGAUGAGCGCCGCAACCCCAGAGUCGGUCACGACUGGACCUAAUGGCCAGGGGUCCCUUUACCCUUUACUACUAUGGCAGAUGGAAGUAGCAGUUCAGCAACAUCUAGGGGAUUAAAGCUUCCCCAGUCUCCUGUCAGAAGAUAUCAUAGUGUUUUGUUUUGGGGGGGGGGGGGGGACACAAUGGUUUCUGUUACGCAUUAGGCAUGGCUGCAGUCACUUCCAGCCACAUAAAAUAGGGUCUCUGUUGAAGGGUCCACUCCAGACUCAAAUUUGAGGGAUCAUGAGUGAGUAGUGUUUGGAGUCAUAUAAUCAACAGGAAAGAAAUUAUACAUGGGGUGUCCUUUUUUAUUUCAGAGAAAGUUGCAAGAAAUGAAAAUUAUUUUGUUUAAUGUAGGAAAUGCAGUCGAGACCAUGAAAUUGGGGCGGCUUCCAGCCAAGCACCUCAAGAAAACAAGGGCUGAAUUAAGCAAAUAAUAUCGACCAGCUUGUCAGGGUAGUGGGAUUUGUUUUUACUUCUGUUGAAAGUCCACUUGGGGGCAAACCUGGGUUUGUUGCAGUUUCAUCCGUCAAAUGGUGCUCAUUAUGUGUCAUCUAAACUAGGUACAUGAGACCUCCACUUUGCUGAAACUAAGCUGGUCUGGGUUUAGACAUACACUAUACACUGCCUUGGGUUCCACGAUGGAAAAAGGUGGGAAAUAAAUGUAAGAGAAUUAAUGAAAUAAAACGUGUGGCAGUGAUGAGUAAUGUAUUACUUUAGAUUAAGUGGGCAACAAAUUUCCCUUUUGAAUAUGCAGUAUCUAUUUUUCCCUUCCAGGUCUGAGUUGAGGUGCCAGCAAAAUGUCAGAUAACAAGUUACGUGUGCGUAUCUAUAGGGCAUUAUUUCCACACAACUAGUUUGGUAUACUAGUGCAAAACCAGAAGGCUGGAAAGCAGCAUUCCUGAAAAGAGGGCAUUUUGCUGUGUGAUACUUGGCGAAGAGAAAGGACUUGCAAAUUGUAUGGCUUGCAGUGAUACAAUUAUUGUCAUCCUCUGCUGUGUGGACUGUUGAGGUCAGUAUUUGUCGAGUAUCGUGGUCUUAAGGGGCUCUGAGUGGUUGGAUCAACUGGAGGAAAGUCUUCUGUGGUAGUGCAUUCAUUCUAUCAAAUCUACUUUCUCUGGACAUUAGAGAGAGAGCCCCAGACCUUGACUGGUUUUAGGCACUUGGUGAAGGCCUAUUUAUUUACUCAAACAUUGGCUAUUGUUGCUACCUAGCUUUUAGUAUUUGUGUUACCUACUGUAACAUUGUAUAUUUUCUGGUUUGAUUGUACUUUUGUAAACAACCCUUCAAUUUCUAAUGAAUGGUGGGUUACAAAUGUUACAAAAAGUGCUCCACAUACAUGCUUCUAGAGCAGGGAUGAGGAACCUGUGGCCCUCCACAUGUUGUUGGGCUCUGGUUCCUCUCAGUCCCAGCCAGCAUAGCCAGUGGUUAGAUACAAUGGGAGCUGUUGUGCAACGUCUUCAGAACAUAACGGCCAGCUGGAUUCUAGGCCAGCAUCCUGUUCUCACAGUGUCCAACCAGUGUCUUGUCUUGAAUGACGUGGGCCCUAGACACUGGAUAAAAUGGGCAAAAACCAUUCUGUUUGGGCUGGUCCUCUGAACCGUGUGGUCCAAAUGGCAGAUUUCUUGGAGGCUUUUUAAUGUUAAAUGAAAUUAAAUGAAUAGUGUUUCUGUGCCAGUGUGGUAAUCAGUGAGCUCUCAUUUCGAAAUAUGGAGUGUUUGCAGGUGCGGCUGGAUAGAAUAAUACAUCUCCCACAUGCAAAAGUGCUCGUAUGGGCCUUUGAGGGGAAGCUCAAUUUAAGAAACUAACAGGCUUUGAAAAACUUUGUUACAAGAGGUGUAAAUAAGUCUCUAAAUUGUAUUGGGAAAUGACAAGUUUCCAUCUCUUUAAUAAUUUGCAUCUGUGCUUAUUCCCUUCCUAUUGAGUAACCGACAAAUGUUUACUGUAGGUAUAGUAUCCCAUUGGCCAUUUCACACAUCAGUGUACAACACUUGAGAAUGCUUGACACUGGAUUUUUCUUCUGAAUGUGUGAAUUGAUUCCUUUUGAGAAGCACUGUAGUGAGUAAGGGAGACAUGACAGAGGCUUAUAAAAUUCAUGGUGUGGAGAAAGUGGCACAAGACUGGCUGCCUCUACCCCACCUUAUAAUGCGAGAACCUGGGAUCAUCCAGUGAAACUGAAUGAGGGGAGAGACAGGGCAGGCAAAAGGAACAACACAUAGUUAAACCUUGGAAUUUGCUGCAAAUAGUUGGUUGCACUGACCAACUUAAAAGGUCACUAGCCAAAUUCAUGGAAAAUAAGCUUGUCAGUUGCUACUGGUCAUGAUGACGAUACGCUGUCUCCAGGAUCAGAGGCACUGUACUUCUUUAUAUUGGUCCCUGUGGACAGAGUGCUGCUAUGCUCAUGUGCUGCUUCUGGGCUUUUCAUGUGCAACUGGUUGGCCACAGUGCAAAACAAAACAGGGCACUGGGCUAUAUAUCCCCUAGGUCUGAUCCAGCAGGGCUCUUCUUAUGAUUAUGUACAAAUUAUAUAAAAAUCUAAGUGAUGCAGCAGUCACAUGAUUCUCAUGCAUGGAUUUCCAGGGGCGGAACAUGGCAGAUUGAACGUUUUUUGUUUUUCCAGAAACAGGUGCCGGAACUCACCAUGCAUGCUUGUUAUCUUAUAAAUGCUUGUUAUCUUAUAAAUUUGCCAAUGGCACCCACCUCAGAGGUGCUGGAACUGAGUUCCAGUGAGUUCUGGCUGAAAAAACCCCUGGUUAUUUUUCAGUCUUGCUGGUUCAUAUAUAAAAAUCCUAAUCCAAUAAACCAUGGGCAAUGGUUUAUUGGGCUGAUAAGUCAUGUGCAUACACACUGUCUCCUCCCCCUUCCCUUUGGGACUUAAUGCAAUACUUUGUUUGUAGUUGGCAAGCCAGGAUUAUAGUCACAGCUUAAAUCACAGUUUCCUGGGUGUAAUGGAAAACUGCAGUUUAAUUGCAUUAAAGUGCAUAAGAGAAGGGAGGAAGAAUGUACACACAGUGCUUAUUCUCAGACUGGUAAACUGAGAUUGUUUAUGUCUGAACCAAACCUCUGUCUCCAUUCUUGCUGUUUCCCCUCCCCAGGCAUCCUUGAUUUUCCUAAACUGCUUUUAGGCUUCUUUUCAAACACCCAUUUUAUACCCCUAAAAAGGUUAACAUAUAGUUUAGUAGCUAUUCAAAAAGAUACAGUACUUAAUUUUGUGCUUUCUUGGAAUCAGAAUUUGGAGGCACCUGAAAAGUCCUCUAUUGUAGUUGCCUGCUGGUACAGGAAAUCUGUUUCUACAGCAUCCUUGAUAAGUGGUUAUCCAGCUUCUGCUUAAAAGCCUCUGGGGAGAAUUCACCACCUUCCAAGAUACUGUUUCACUGUUGGAACAGCUCCUACCAUCAUGGAGUUCUUCCUAAUUUUGACUAAACAUUUCUUUUUAUGUAAUCGGAACUGGUUGGUGGUUUGAAGGUGUAAAAUAGAAGAGUUGGUUGCAGCUUAUUUUGUGCCAGUCAUUAAAACUAAUGAAAUGGAAAGGACAGUCCUGCAGUUGAAUCUGUUUUCCUCCAUGCUUCAAAUUGUUCAGUGGUACACGGAGAACUUCCCAACAGAUCUGUAAUGAAUCUAUUUGAAAAACGUUAUGCGUGAAUUUAUCUAGUGACAAAUAUACAAGGUGAAAAGUGAAAGCAUCACUUCAGUGGGUCACCAUGGCCAGAGUAAUACGAAACUGAAAUGUGUCAAGCACAUUGCUUCUGAGCUCAAAACCAAGGCUAGCUCUUGAGGCGACUCACAACAAUUUCUAGGAGGAGCAGUCGUUUCAGUUUGGAUGAAGCUGGCUUUCAGAUAUAUGAAGUGUGGGUUGCUUUAAACAUGCCAGCAAGACAGAUCAACCCUUAUUAUAGAAAGUAACAUACAGUAAGCUGAUACUGCAUGUAGCCGUGCACAUAGUGGUGGCAGUGAACUUCUGUGAAUUACUUGUUGCAAUUUUACCUAGUUAACAAAGCAGUGGGUACUUGGCUUCCAUGGGAUAACUUUCAAAUGGAGAACUUCUACAGUGAGUUAUUAGUGGUUGUUGAAAUGAAAUUUGCCAGGAGUGGUUUAUUGACAUUGGACUGCUCUGCUUAAUUUUAAUUUUAGUUGGGGAACCAGUCACAGGGUUGCUGCCAUGCUGUUUUGACUAGGGAAAAGGAAGCUAAUUUAAGAUGUUGUUUCUAGCAAUCUUGGCUGUUUCAGGGUUUACUAUUUACUAGGAAAUAGUACUAGUCUGCUAUCUGCUCUAGAAAGGGCAGUAGCUCUGUGGUGAAACAGCUGCUUGGCAUGCGCAAGGUCCUACUGGCACCUCCAGGUAGGGCUGGGAAUGUUCCCAGUCAGAAGCCCUGAAGAAUUGCUGCUAGUCAGUGUAGACAGUACUGAUGGACCCUGCAUAAAAGGGGAUGGACUGGAUGCCCCUUGUGGUCCCAACUCUACAAUUCUAUGAUUCCAUCAUCCCCUCUGUUUGGCUGUGAACAUAAGACCCUCAGUGAUAAAUGGAUGUUUAAUUCUUAGAAAUUCUUGUGUAAAUUAACUGAAGUGUAUAUUGAUUCUUUCCCAGCUUUAGGCCACACAAUUCCUUCUGGUGUUCUAGAAUGCAGUGUCAGGGCUAUGAUACCAGAUUCUUAUUUUUCUUUUCUAGAGAUGAAGGUGGGAGCUUCUUUUGAUCUAUAAAGCAUGGCAUUCUUCAGGAAGGUUAGCAAUGAGUCUCUUCAGAGUGGGCAGUUUUGGGUGGUCUUAGAGAGAUAACAAAGUCAAGCCUGAGUGCAAGGGUGCCUUCACACAAAUGCCUCUCUCUGAUAUACAGCACAAGGGGUUGCUUCCUAAUGGUGCAGCCAUAAAACUGCUAGCACAUUUGCAAAGCUAAGCAGUGUCCACUGUGGUUUCAAAUUGGAUGGGGGACCACGUGUGGAGUUUGCUGCAUUGCAGGGCAUUGGACUAGAUGACCCUCAGGGUCCAUUCUAUAUUCCAACUCUACAAUUCUCUGAUUCUGUGGCUCCAAAAAUUGCAGGCAAUCACACUUCUUUACAUGAUGCUCUCCAAAGCCGGUCAUAACCAAGCUGCAUUUUUGUCCCCUUUGUCAAACUCAGCUAAGUUCUCCUGUAAAUUUCUUGACAUUUCCUUUUCCUUAUCUGAAGCAUGGAAGUGAGGCUGGCAAGGCUGUUGGUUGGAUUUUCAGUUUGUGGGAUGUGUACUUUAUGGUACUUUUUUUUUUUUUAAAAACAUACAUCCAACCAAAAUAAAAAGAAGACCUAGCGAGGGCCCUGCUGAGGGGGUAAGGGAUUCAUUGGUGUGUUGACAUAUGAGAGUGCUGCAAGAGAGAACCCAGGCUUCAAAGAUUUGUGUAAAUCAUAACAAAACACUUUCCCCAGUGGGUUCCUGCUACAUGCGGUCUCAUCUUAUAAUGUAAUUAUAAACUAAAUGGCUUUGCAGGCUGCUGGGGAGAAGUUUGGGGAAGCCAAAUAUUAUGGCUUAAUGCUGGGGAAACUCUGCUUGCAGCAGUAGACUGACUAGGAGUGAAAUGAUCCAAGCUUCUAGAGCAGCGAGUUCAUUGAAGGCAUUGGAGAGGCACAAAGUGAAGGAAUGAGUACAGUGGUACCUCAGGUUACGAACAGUCCUGCUUACGACUGCUUCGGGUUAUGAACUCCACAAUCCCAGGAGUAGGUGUCCUGGGUUGUGAACUUUGCCCCAGGAUACGAACGCAAUCCGCUUCCAGGGCUGCGGGAGGCCUAUGUUGGGAACGUGCGCCUCGGGUUAAGAAUGCUUCGGGUUAAGAACUGACUUCCGGAACUCCCAAUGAGUUCUGACCAGAGUGCAACUUUCAUUUUCAUUGUCUUAUUUUGAAGAUGUCUGACAUUUUUACUCCCCUCACAGAGCUAUACUUUCUGGAGUACCCUGGGAUGAUUGAUUCUUAAAUUGCUCUGGGUAUUACAGUUCUGGGAGCAGAGAAGAGAUCUCUCUAACAAUUUUCAGCACCCUUAACCAACUGAAGUUCCCAGGAUUCUUUGGGGGAAGUCAUAACUGUUUAAAGUGGUCCAAUACUGCUUUAAUUGUAUAGUGCAGAUGAGGCCAAUAGCUUCAAACAGGCUUAUCUCAAAUAGUGGUUCUUAAUUUGAAUAACUUUUGAUAUGGUUUAUUUCAUCUUCAGGCAAACGUCAGCAUUCUGCUUUUAUUAUCAUUUCCUUUGAUGCUGUUAUCCAUUUACAUGUAAAAAAACCUAAUAGACUCCUAAAAUAGAGCAGGGCUACUGGAAACCAAUUUCCUAGGCAUCAGCCCUUUAAUUUGCGUUCAGGUAAUUUAAUCACUGUAAUGAAUGCCUUUGGUUUAAGUAGAACACAGUUUUAAUUAAAACAGCAUUUGAAGGAUAUUAUCUUAAAGCAGUCCUGUUCACUCAGGAAAUAAAAUGUUCUUGUUUUAUUGUUUUGGUGUGUCACCUUCAGAGAAAAUUUAAACAGUUGCUUUCUCUUGUUCCAUUCCCCCCCAUGCUUUGUAUGUGUGCUGUAGCUAUAAAUGCAUCUUUAAGAGUUUGACAAAUUUCUACUCUGUAACCUUGAGACUAUGUCACUGGAGUUUCUUUCCUUCUUCCUAGUAUAAUAGCCUUGGGGUACUUGAGUAAGAGAACUACAGGUGCAUUCAGUAACUUUAUUAUUGCAUAACAACUGAAACAUUAAAGCAAUUGAGAGUCUGAAGGUUAUUCUACUGCAAUUAAUUUUAUAGUAUAGCUUGUGACUUGCAACUACUGUUUUAUCUUUUCAGCGACAUGAUUUGUGGAAAAUUAUUCUGCUGUCACCAAGGCAUUUCAUGUAACACUGCAGAUGCCUGGCCCGAAAGGACAGUUGUGUAUUAGCCCCCUUAUGUCUCUUUGCCUAUUUUUGUUAUACAGAUGACAAAGGGAGAGAGAUCCCCCUCCCACAAGUUAGAUCAUUCAUCAGCACAGAGUUGUGCUAAGACAAAUACAGCUGCUCUUUCAAUUUAAUGCAAUGAACAACAUCAUGCUCUGUGAUUUUUAUUUUAAGAAAACUUCCUGCAACUUGGGACCAGUCUCUCAAUUACAAUGGGAAGCAGAAUCUCCCCUCUCUCAUAUAGCUUAAUCUGUUGUUGUUUUUUAAAGCACCCACAAAUCACUGUUCCAAUUUGGCCCAUUUUGUUUGAAGUUGGCCCAGAUUCAGUUAGCUUCACACAUCCUUCUACGCUUCUCCUUGUUUUGUUCACCACUGCUAACUUUAUUUUGUACUCGAGUUGAGUCAGGGCUCUGGGGAACGCAUAGCCUUAUGUUGUCAUUCUAAGCCUCUAUCCAAUAAAUGCACAUAAAGCACAAGGUUAAAAGGACCUGAAAGGACUUCCCUUGCUCCUCAGUUCCCACUUCUGCAGACUUGAAAACGCAAGUCCAAUGGACUGGUCCCAGAGAAUAGCCUCCUGAACCACAUCUUUCAUGGCUCUUUCUUUCUGAAGAAGAAACCAUUUUUCCUUCCUGCAUUGGGUAGGUAACAUUCUGCAUUUGGGGUUCUCUUCUUUUUCUUCCUGUUUAGGGAAGCUUUUAAUGUUUGAUGUAUUACUUUAUUUUAAUAUUUGGUUGGAAGCCGCCCAGAGUGUCUGGGGAAGCCCAGCCAGAUGGGCGGGGUAUAAAUAAUAAAUUAUUAUUAUUAUUAUUAUUUAUUAUUUAUUAUUCUUUUUUUUUAAACAAAAUGUUUUCAUUAAAGAUUCUCUAAUUCAGAACCCUUUCUCUCUCUCUCUCUCUCUCUCUCUCUCUCUCUCUAUCUCUCUCUCUCUGUCUGUCUCUUUCAACUUUCAAGCAAGUUACCCAUGCUGUCCCCCUAGCAAAGUGUUGUUUACCACCAGGAAUCUCCUCCUAACCCAAUUGAGCUUGUCUUUUGGAAAUACAUUCAUUUACUUUAUAACUAAUCUUCCAUACAUUUAACCAAAUAGUUGCUGGACUGGUCUGAAUGCUGCCUUGUUGUGUCACCUAUUUUUUUGGUCUCCGUAAUAAAACAUCUGUUUGAUUCCAGUAUUGGCUCCCUAUCUGCUCUGUAACCCCCCAUGCUAGAAAGGUCCAGAAGUUCUUGUGCCAUGAAUCUUAGUGCACCACAAGACCCAAAAAUGUGACCUUCCUGAACGUGUGUAAUCACUGUGAAUAUACUCGGUAAGGUGCCUGUUCAAGAUACAGUCCCAUAUGAAUUAGGAUGGGUGGAAACUUUUUCACGCAGAUUGUCUAAGCAGGAUUUUCAGGCUGGCUGCAGUUUGCUUACAGCUUUUAAGAUUAGUGAAGCCUUCUGUUGUGGCUCUGUGCUUUAUUUGCAGCCAGAAAUACACAAAUUGUUCUUGCUUUGUCUAAGUGAGGUGGAUGCAUAAUGUUCCUGGGCGCAGUUAUGGUUGUUUCAAAAUGCUGCGCUUCUGGUAUGCAUUUUUUUUUUUUUUAAUGCUGAUUGCGUCAUGCAGUUCCAGGUUCUGGGUACUACUUUAAAUAUAUUCUCCCAUCUGCCUAAUUAGGUAAGGAUUUCCAAGCAAUUAUUUUGUUUGACCUAGAUCGUUGCUAGUCUCUCUCAAACAGUUUGAAGAAAAGGAUCUGAGGGCUGACAUAGCGGUUAAGACUCAACCUCAUCAUCCCCCCCCCCCUUUUUGCAAUGUGGGAGAUAACAAUUCUGAUUUUACUUUGUUGUAAGGAUUGCAUGCCAAAGCAUUUGGAAGGCAUUCUGCAAAUAUUAACUACCCUAUGCACAAAUAGCAAACUCUGCCUCUUGAAUAAGGAUCUAUGGCACCAUCAGCACACUAGUGGGACACAUACACACUAGUGGGACACACACACACACACACUUGUUUAGUUGUUCAGUUGUGUCCGACUCUUCGUGACCCCAUGGACCAGAGCAUGCCAGGCAUCCCGUCUUCCACUUCUUCCCGCAGUUUCGUCAAACUCAUGCUGGCAGCUUUGAGAACAUUGUCCAACCACACACACACACACACACACACACACACACACACACUAUAUCUUACUAAUAAACAGUUUAAAUUAUUCUGAAAGUAGAAUGGAGCACAAGCCUAAAUUCAUUAACUGCUGCUCUGUUCACUAUCUUUAUUGUAUUUACAACUUUAUUGUGAUGUAAGCCCGUCCUGGGAUUUUUUUGUGAAGGACAGAGGGCUAAGAAAUAGAUAAAUAUAGAUGAGUUCAAUGGGAUUUACUCUGGCAUGUGUCUGAGAUGUGAUCAGAAGUGCUGCCGUUCUGUUAUCCUCAGAGCAUGUAGUGCUUUUCUAAAGAAUUUUUGUGUUUAUAAAAAGCAGUUGAACAAAAAUGAGGAUGAGAGGUGGGAAAGGAAACAGGCCAAAUUCUUACAUACAGGUAAGUGAAAAUAACCAAUGGGUUAGCAUAAAGGGAAUACUUUGUGAAGUUCAUCUAAGACAGCUAUGAUUCUUACCUGCAAGAACUGCCACCUUACUGCAUUGUUUUCAGGUCUGCGUGUGCCCUGAUCCGUGACUGGUUCUGUAGCAGUCCCUGAGUGAUGCCCCUUUUGAAAUACAUGGUUUAUGAACUGCAAGUCCAUUGCAUUAUCCUUUUGGGCUGGGCGUUUAUCAAUAUGCGAAUGAUACCCAGCUCUACCUCUCUUUUAAAUUAGAACUAGUGAGAGCAGUGAAGGUCCUAUGUGAGCAGAACUAGUGAGAGCAGUGAAGGUCCCAGUGUCUGGAGGCAGUUGGAGGAUGGAUGGUGGCUAACAGAUUGAGGUUGAAUCCUGACAAGACAGAAGUGCUGUUCUUGAGGGACAGGGGGCGGGCUGGUGUGGAGGACUCCCUGGUCCUGAAUAGGGUACCUGUGCCCCUGAAGGACCAGGUGUGCAGUCUGGGAGUCAUUUUGGACUCACAGCUGACCAUGGAGGCGCAGGUCAAUUCUGUGUCCAGGGCAGCUGUCUACCAGCUCCGUCUGAUACACAGGCUGAGACCCUACUUGCUCGCAGACUGUCUCACCAGAGUGGUGCAUGCUCUAGUUAUCUCCCGCUUGGACUACUGCAAUGCGCUCUACAUGGGACUACCUUUGAAGGUGACUCGGAAACUGCAACUAACCCAGAAUGCGGCAGUUAGACUGGUGACUGGGAGUGGCCACUGGGACCAUAUAACACCGGUCCUGGAAGACCUAAAUUGGCUCCCAGUACGUUUCCAAGCACAAAUCGAAGUGUUGGUGCUGACCUUUAAAGCCCUAAACGGCCAUGGCCCUGUAUACCUGAAGGAGCAUCUCCAGCCCUACCGUUCAGCCUGGACACUGAGGUCCAGCGCCGAUGGCCUUCUGGCGGUUCCCUCACUGCAACCAGGCAGAGGGCCUUCUCGGUAGUGGAACGCCUUCCCAUCAGAUGUCAAGGAAAUAAACAACUAUCUCACUUUUAGAAGACAUCUGAAGGCAGCCCUGCUUAGGGAAGUUUUUAAUGUUUAAUGCUGUAUCAUGUUUUUAGUAUUUGGUUGGGAGCUGCCCAGAGUGGCUGGGGAAACCCAGCCAGAUGGGCGGUGUAUAAAUAAUUAUUUUAUUUUAUUUUAUUUUAUUUUAUUUUAUUAAGUGCAUUGUUAAUGAAUACUAUUGCAGUAAUGUGUGUAUCUUGCAAGAUCCAUCCCUUUUUGGAAUACAUUUUUGUUGUCAUUUUGCUGGGACGUCUUAUUUCUGAAAAAUCUAGAAAAUCUCUCUGUGUGCUUAUGUCUCUUUCCCACAGACCUGGUUCCUUCCAUUAUGAGUAACUUGCUGAAUCCAGAUGCUAUCUUUUCAAACAAUGAAAUGAGUCUCUCGGACAUAGAAAUCUAUGGCUUUGAUUAUGACUACACACUUGUCUUCUAUUCCAAGCAUUUGCACACAUUGAUCUUCAAUGCUGCUCGGGAUCUUUUGAUAAAUGAACACCGGGUAAGAUAUUUGGGGGUGUGGAAGUACAUGUUUUAAAUGUAUGCAGUAAUGUUACCACAGGGGCUUGAUCUUCUGCUGUCUUCCUUUCCUAGUACUUAUUUGUCAGUGCGGAUUGACUUAAAAUCAUAGAAUCAUAGAAUUGUAGAGUUGGAAGGGACCAUGAAGGCCAUCUAAUCCAACCCCCUGCAGUACAAGAAUAUUUUGCCCAACGUGGGGCUCAAACACACCACCCUGGGAUUAAGGGUCUCAUGCUCUACCAACUGAGCUAUCCCUCACCCAGGUGUGGGCCAGAAAGGAUGUGACUACAAAGGAAAAGCACCAGAAGUUUAAAGUGAACUCUUGGUUGUAAUUGCUUCUUUGCAAGCAGGGCUUGCUGAGAGUGAACCUUGCUAGGAUUGGCUGCAAGGUGGCGCUCCCCAUCAGGAACCCCCGAGUGCAGGCAAGGGGGCUUGUUGUCGAAGCUGAUUGGUGCUGUCGGCAACCCCCAUUUUGUGAGUUAUGUGUGUGGUUUGCUUCCAAACCUUGCCUGUUAAUGGGGCUUCCCACAUGCCCAAAGUUUGCCCAUGGGCACGAGAUCCAGUUGUAAAUCAGGUUGCCCAUUUCUGAAAUGCAUAUCUUUCAUGAACAAGCUUGCAUACUAGCUGGUUGCUAUAGCAAUUAAAACGAUAUCCAUUUACAGCUAAAAUAGUCUUCAUGCAACCCUUGCAACUCAGUCUGAAAUGUUUGGUAAUACAACUCCCUUGUCUUUCAGCACUACUGAAUUAUGUAUACAUAGAUAGGAGUAAGAUCUCUACUUAGCUUUCUCAGUAUCAGUUCAUGUAUGUAAUCCUCUGCUUCAGGCGUGGGGAACCUACGUCUCCGGGGCCAAAUGACUCAUUGUAUUUGGCCCUCAGGACUCUCCUCAGUUCAUACACCCUCUCGAACUGCACACCUCGCUGGUUCUGCCUCCUUGAGGGUUUUUGCCUGACGAGAAGGUAUUAUUGAAUGUAUUCUUUGCCUAGAUGGAGGAUAGAGAGGAGUGUAUGUGUGUAGAAACUAGCCUAUAGCACGAAGGCCAAAUUUACAUUCGCUCCGCCCACUUUUGCCCCCUGGACAUUGCCCAGGAGGGAAUGUGGCCCGGAAGAAGUUCCCACUUGAAUGCAAAAGCUGCAAUCUCAGAGGCACUAACUUGGAAGUAAAUCUCAUUGAGCCAAGUGGAGUUUGCUUUUGAGUAAACAUGCGUAGGAUUGGGCUGUUGGGGUCCAGAACUUUCCACAAGCAAAAAAGCUAGUCGUUGCGGGGCAAAACAACGUUUCUUCUUGAGAGGGAAAGUUUAUGCUGUUGGUUACUAAAAAAAUAAUAAAUCAUAUUUCGGGAAUUGAAGACAUUAUAGAGCUCAGGUAGUUAGAAGGCAUAAAACAGAAAGACAAACACCUUUCUGAAAGGUGGGGGUAUGCCUUUUGCAAUAAAUAAGGUCCUACAUAUGGUCUCUGUUGGUGAUGCUGAUGUGGUGGGGCAUGUGCUUUGCACACAGACGCUCCCAGGUUCAUGCUCCUGCAUGUGCAGGGUUGGGAAAACACCUGCCUGAAAUCCUGGAGCACCACUGCCAGACAAGUGUCUCUGGCUGUUUUUGGACUACAGCUCCCAUCAUCCCUAGCUAGCAGGACCAGUGGUAAGGGAUGAUGGGAAUUGUAGUCCAAACAGCUGGAGACCCAAGUUUGGGAAACCUUGGCUCAAACAAUACUGAGUGAUGGUUCAAUGGUCUGACUCAGUAUAAGGCAGCUUUCUGUGCUUCUGUGGGAUAUACGUGUAGCUCCUGGAUUCUGGCACCUUUGGUGAUUUGUCCUAGGUCUAGUAGGGAGCUCACAGAAAUGAAUACAUUACAGUGGCACUUGGCUCAGAAGCUGAGUUUUUUCACAUGCGACUCACUUUUACAAACAAAAACAGCUUCUUUUUUCAUUUGGUUUAUGUAUUAAGAUUUUUCAUUGUAGCAAUAAAUAAUACAAUGAAGGGGAAUUAUAAUUAACUAAAGGAGGAUUAUGAGUAAAAUUAAAAUUUGCAGUUUCUUGAAAAGAUGCUUAGGCCUCUGUAGAAUUAUGAAAGUCCUGUCUUGUUCCUUAUCUGAUUGAAAGAAGAUGAGACGGGGAAAUUGGCUUUUAACACUAUCUCAGUUAACAUAUUGCUUGCGGCACAGCACAAAAUUAUAUUUGAGGGUAGGAGCCCUGCUGUUUAUAAUGUCCUCUGAGUCAAAGUUGCUUUACUGCACUGGUAGAAAUGCCUGUGCUUAACCCUCUCUGUGCUGCUGCAUCUGAUUAUUCCUUUCCACUGUCUGAAUUGAACUCCUGAAUGAAUACGUUAGACGCUUCCAAUUCUGCAUUUCAGUCCAAAGGUCAGUGGCUAAAUAUAUACAUCUAUAAAUAUCCCUGCAGAAGUGAAUAAGAAAUUUGAUCAUAUCUAUAUAUCUAUGGUAAACAGUAUUGCAAUUCAGCAAAAUAUUGGUGGCAAUGUUUACCGUAUUUUUCGCUCUAUAAGAUGUAUCUGACCAUAAGACGCACCUAGUUUUAGAGGAGGAGAACAAGAAAAAAAAUAUCCUCUCCCUCUCUGCGCAGCGCCUCUCCAGCAAAGCGGGAGGAGAAAUGGAAGGGGCUCCGUUUCUCCUCCCGCUUUGCUGAAGGGGCGCUUCGCAGCUUUACCUCUCCGCACAGUGCCUCUUCAGCACUGACGAGGUGCUGCGCAGAGAGGGAAAGCUGUGCAGCGCCUCUCCAGUGAAGCGAAGUCAGAACAGCAAGAGGGAUCGCUGCGCAGCGAAUGCAGUGAUCCCUCUUGGUGUUCUGGUUUCUGGGAUAGCCAUGCCAAGCCUCUUCAGGGCAGGGGGAGCAUUCCUCCCAUUGCCCUGAAGAGGCUUUGCGUGGCUAUCCCUGAAGCCAGGAGAGCGAGAGGGAUCGGUGCGCACCAAUCCCUCUCGCUCUCCUGGCUUCAGCGAAAGCAACACAAAGUCUCCUGAGCGCAGCGGGAGGAGCGCUCCCACUGCACUCAGGAGGCUUUGCAUGGCUAUCCCUGAAGCCAGGAGAGCGAUAUCAUUGCCUCCUGUUGUGGGUAGGUGUUUAAGCCAUAAAGGUACCCCUGCCCGUACGGGCCAGUCUUGACAGACUCUAGGGUUGUGCGCUCAUCUCACUCUAGAGGCCGGGAGCCAGCGCUGUCCGCAGACACUUCCGGGUCACGUGGCCAGCGUGACAAAGCUGCAUCUGGUGAGCCAGCGCAGCACACGGAACGCCGUUUACCUUCCCGCUAGUAAGCGGUCCCUAUUUAUCUACUUGCACCCAGGGGUGCUUUCGAACUGCUAGGUUGGCAGGCGCUGGGACCGAGCGACGGGAGCGCACCCCGCCACGGGGAUUCGAACCACCGACCUUUCGAUCGGCAAGUCCUAGGCGCUGAGGCUUUUACCCACAGCGCCACCUGCAUCCCAGUUUAAGCCAUAGUUUUCUGUAAAAAUGCCAUGGUUGCUUUCAGUUGGAGGCUAUAAUUUGGCAACAGAUGAUCCUGACUAAGAAGUACAUUCAGGUAAAAUGAAGCACACACACAUCUCCAAGUACAUGAGAAAUGCUUGAGCACUGUAAAUUAAACUUUCCUAGCAAAAUAAUAAUAAGCAGAUCAAUUCCCCUGAGAGUUCUGCCACUGUUGUAGUGUUUUGAAAAAAGUGUGGAAAAGAUAUUUGCCGGGGUCAUGCGCUGCUCAAAGAGAACACCUUUUGUAUUAAAUUAUACAGAAUAUAUAGAAGUGUUGUUUUUAAUUAACAUGUACGAUUUUCAGUUGUAGGGAAACAAAGCUAGAAAUUGAAGAGGUAGCCAGGCUGAGGACAGAAGCUUUGUUUUCUGAACACAUAUUCACACUGUUUGCCCUUAUCAGUGUUGAACCUUCCAUUGGCCAUGAUCUGUGUGAGUCCAUGUACAUCAAAUUGUGUCCAUACAAGGACUUCAUCCAUUAUUUCAGUAGAGGGAUCAGCUUGGGACCCGCAUCCCUUGACACUAAAGUGAGAAGGAGAAGCCUAGAACUACAGUUUGGGACACUGUCCUUGCACCUUCCUAAAUAAGAGUUGCCAACUUUGAGGAGGGGAGGAGCCUUAAGAUUUUGUUUUGGAUACUAGUCAUGUAAAAUUAUGAGGUCACUGCAGACCCAUUGGUUUGAAUCAUUGUGUGAGUGGAACACCUCCCAUGAGCACAAUGGAACUUCUCCUUGCACCCCCUCCCAGAUAUCUGGGGGUCCCCCCAGCCCUCCAGAUCAGAUUUUGGUGCAGUGCUGGGGGUUGCAGUGAAUGGAGGUCGUUACACUCACACACAUGAUCUAAUUGGAGCCAACCUUUUAGCUGCUUACAUUCCACUUUCAGGGGUCACAAAGUAAUACGCCCAGAGAUUACUGUUUUAUCAAGGCAAAUGAUAAACAAGUGAGGAGUUUGUCUGUUGCCAUCCUUAGUGUGAAUCUAGAGUGAAUCUAGAGUGUGAAUCAUGGAUCCUUAGCUAGAUGCUUACCAAAACUGGCAUUAAUUUGGAAGGGAUGCUGUAAGGAGUCUUGGUAGGGCUUGCUCCUGAUGUUGUUUCAUUGGAACAUAAUCUCUGCAUUCUGGAAAUGGGUAUUGGCAAGGCACCAGGGAUGAGCAGUUUGCCUAAUCCACAGCAGGUGCUUGAUAAGCAAUGUGGGACUCAAGAGUGGGAGGUGGGGUGGGCAGGAGGCAGCGAAGAGCAGAAGUCCAUGUUGCAUGGAGUGACAAAUAACUAUGUUUCCCAAGGAGUGGGGGACACUACAGAGUUAUAAGGCAGAUUUCACUGAGCUAGGGAGUGGACAUAGUGAAAGCUUUGACUUCUGUGGCAGCUUUUUCUCGGAAGGAUUGCAGAGAUGCUAAAUGGGCUCUUAUCAGAAAGGGGGCUUUUAACGGGGAAUUUCUUAAAAGAAUUUCUCCACUUGCAUAGCCCUUAGUGGGCAAGCUGAUAUAAACUAGGAAAGAAGAGAGCUGGUUGUCUUAUCUGAUUAAAGGGGAUAGGUCAUGUUGCUUAAAUAAGUUGUGGUAAAAUAAUUUCCCCCCUCCCUUAUUCUGCUAGUAUCCUGCAGAAAUCCGGAAGUAUGACUACGAUCCAAAUUUUGCAAUAAGAGGUCUUCAUUAUGAUGUGCAUCGGGUAGGUAUACAUUAUUCCAUUGAUAUCAUCAUUCUGUGAGAUGUAUUCCCUAACGCUUGAUCAAAUGUUGUCAGAUCUUGUAUUAUUGGGGAAACUUGAGUUCUGCUUCCCUGUAGCUUGUGCGAUGCUCCUUUUGGACUCAGCUGGAAGUAAGUGAAGUUUUGGCCAGAGUGGCUGUAUCUUGCCCAUCUAUGUAGGUCCUGCACUUCUAAUAAAACUUUUGUUUAGAAUCUUUAACUGGAGAUGCUCAUUCACUGAGAAAUGUGCUCCGUUUCUGCUUGUGGGCUAGCCAUCGUUAGAACAGAGUUCUGGACUAGAUGGGCCAACAGCCAGAUCCAACAGGAUUCUUCUUAAGUUCUAAUAUAACUCUAAAUCAGGCUUUCUCAAACUCGGCCCUCCAGAUGUUUUUGGCCUACAACUCCCAUGAUUCCUAGUUAGCAAGACCAGUGGUCAGGAAUGAUGGGAAUUGUAGUCUCAAAACAGCUGGAGGGCCGAGUUUGAGGAAGUCUGCUCUAAAUCUUGUAGUAAUCAUGGACAACUGUAUUUGCCUGUAACUUCAUCAAAAUACUGCUGUGAAGCCUUGAUAGGUUUCAAGUAAAACCUUUCUCUUUUUUUAAAAGGCAUUAUUGAUGAAGAUUGAUGCUUUUCAUUAUAUUCAGUUGGGAACAGUGUACAGGUAAGUCUUAACCUGCAUGGUUCACAGCAAAAUGUUGCUGUGAGGUUGUUGUUUUUUCAGGGGACUCUAAACAUUCAAAAGUCUAAACGUUCAAAUACAGCAAGUGGGACAGGCAGUGAUAUGUUGCAGCAGGUGGUGCUUCUGUUUAGUCAGCCAGCCAAUUGUGACAGCUUUCAGGAUACUCCAUCCUAUUUCCCCCAAUCCAUUCAGAAUUUCAUGGCCAGAGAGCAUACUGUACUCAGUCCUCAUUGGGCUGUUUUGUGGACCAAACUCCCUUCACAUUCUCUCCCCCCCCGGCUCAAAAAAAGGAGGUUUUAAAAUCAUUAUUUUUGCAAAUAUUUGGGGUCCCCACAAUCUGGCUGAGAUCUCCCACCUGUGGCUCAUUAGCAUUGUUUUGGCUACUUAAGAAUUGUCUUGUGAAGAGUGAGUUCACUAUUACUAUAUAGCAGGGAUGUCCAACCAGUCAACCACAAUCAACCGGUCGAUCCCCGGGAGGUUUCGGUCGAUCGCGGGCUCUUUUUCCUUUGCGGCAGAAAAAAAAGCAUCCGGCCUUGCCCCACUCUCCAUUCGCGCAUGAUCGCAAGAAUGGAAGGCAGAGUUUUUGCUGUGAGGCUGAAUGAUCUUUUGGUGAGCGACAUUUUCCUUUCCCCUCUAGAGAAAGGUCAACAUUAUUACCUGAACCCCCAAAAAGGUCAACAACUUUGACCUGAACCCCCCAAAAGGGGAAGAUCACUGCCAGUUUUUUUAUUCUGUGAGUAGACUGCGACUGGACCCAACAGUCAGGGGUACCUUUACCUUUUAGAUCGCAGUCUCUUGGGAGUUGGACGUCCCUAAUAUAUAGGAUGAAAUGAGCCCCUGUGUUGUGGUGUUCUCUGCUUGAAGAAAUGGCUGAGUGAAAAAGUCUGUUCUUUAGCUUCUGUGGUCUGGGGAGGGUUGGCCGACCACGUGCCACUGACUAAUGUCCUUGCUUUCAGCUGCCAAAUGGUACUAGAAGACCGUGCAGGACUGCAUGGUAUUUAGGCUUCUGCUAAUGACUCAUCUACUCUAGCAAGGAUUUUAAUAUAAGGAAUCAUUAAAACAGAAUGCAGCGGAGUGUGUGUGUGUAGUCACCCUUUGCUUUGCACCCUGCAGGUUGCAAUAUUCUUGGGAAAGUUCAUUUUGUCCAUUGUGAUUCUAAUUGAAACCCAUCCUUUCUAACUGAACUCAUCUGGAAGAAUGUACCUGCUUUGCUUGAAACAUGGCAGCCUUUGAUUGUAACACACACUUCUGCUGUACUUUGAAAGUCAUUGAGGCUGAGCUGUGUUAAGAUUAGAAAUGAAUUGACUAUAAUCCUUUUUUAAAAUACCAUCUUCUAAUCUGUGCUUUAUGUAAUAAAGUUUAAAAGUGGGGGCAAUGCCUUCUUUUAACUUUGCCCUUGGGGCCUUAAAGAAUUAGUGUCUAAUUAACUUUUAGGACAGAAAUGAGAACUUAAGAUCCACAAUGUGUCAUUGCGGUAAAACUUGGCUUCCUUCGUUGACUUAACAAGACUGUCAGUCUGUCUCAGUUGGCAGUGCAUGGUGUUCCUUGCAGAAUCUGUGACAUCAGAUAAGGGAAGAAGUAUUCAUAAUGGUUAAGGCUGACCCAUUGCUUAUGUGAGACUAGAGAAGAUGUGGGUUUUCUGUGUAGAAUAUUGAUACAGUGGUACCUUGGUUUAAGAACAGCUUAGUUUAUGAACAACUUGGAUUAAGAACGCUGCAAACCCGGAAGUAGGUGUUUUGGUUUGUGAACUUUGCCUUGGAAGCAGAACAUGUUUCGCUUCCUGUUGAGUGUGUUCCAUUUGUAAAUUGAGUCCCCCGCUGCUAUGGGAAAGCAUGUAUUGGUUUAAGAAUGCUUUGGUUUAAAAACAGACUUCCGGAACAGAUUAAGUUUGUAAACCAAGGUACCACUGUACUGCCAGGUUGGCUUUGGCACUAAAGCUAUUCUUGCUCUUGCCAGAGGAAUGAGUGUCGUCCCGGAUGAGGAAGUCAUUGCCAUGUACGACGGGUCCCAUGUCCCCUUGGAACAAAUGAGCGACUUCUAUGGAAAGGUAAAAGUACAAGCCACUACAUCUCUUAACUAAAAAUUCCAUAUGAUGGCAUAAUAGACUCACGUGUUCUCAUUACCAUGACAUAUAUAAUGAUGUCUCAGUAGCUUUAUUAUAACUAACAGAUCGUUUCUUGUUAGCUGAAAGUUCAUAACUUAGGUCAUCAAGCUAUGGAAGCCGAUGGAAAGAGUGACCUGCCUCUUUCAAACUGGCAUUUUCCUCUACUGAGAUGGCUGCUGCUUUUUAUUAUUGUUCAUGCAGAAAUCAAGAGUGGAGAAACAAUAUUUUUUAAACCCAUUGCAUCGCAAGGAAGUGCAUGUAGUCGAAUGUUCAUUCUGAAAUAUGUUGCUUAUCAAAUUGGAUGCUGCUUUCAAAAUACAAUCUUAUGGUGCGAGCCACAUCCACCUUAACAUAUAGAUGAUUUGUGGGAAUGCAAAUGUAAAAUAGAAACAUAGAAGAUUACUUGAAAUGUAGCCGAUUUAGGAUGGCUUGGUUUUGUUUUGUUUGUUUGUUUAGGGCUCAUCAUUCACUAUGUCAUGGGUAGGUAACCUGUGAUUAGGACGCCUCCCCCCCCCCUUUAAUUUUUUUCUGGCUACAUCUUUAGAGGGUAGUUCAGUGGAGUAUCACCAAGCUAAUGAGGCAAUAACUAAAUGGUAGUGGAGAUACAUAUUCUGACUGGCCAGAAAUUCCAAAAAUUGCCAUGCAUUUCAACACUUCCAAAGUUUAUUUUUGUGCUGAACUUUAAUGCUUGUGGAUAUCUAGAUUCCAUGCAUGUAUAAGGAUUUUGUUCGCUAAUGUAGUGCCGGAUAGUGAACAGGUUAGUUUGUGCCGUCUAUAAACUGAUGUGAAAAAGGAUGUUUUAUUGUAUCCUCACCAGUGUUCUGUCACUAAGCUGAAAUUGUUUAUUUUCUAGCACAGAACCUGUUUUCACAAGACACUUAAACACACACAUUGCAUGUUGUAAAAUCAUUCUCUGAUGUUCUCAUGUGACUCAUUCCAAGCUAAGAGGCAGUCUGGUUGUGUCUGUCCUUUGUUUCCUGUAGACUUAAUGCAAGUAGCAGAAACUAAAGCUUUACAAAACUGGUUUAUGACAUGUAUGCUUGUUUGCAGAGUUCACAAGGUAACGCCAUGAAGCAGUUCAUGGAUAUCUUCUCCUUGCCUGAAAUGACGCUCCUGUCUUGUGUGAAUGAGUAUUUUCUGAAAAACAAUAUAGACUAUGAGCCAGUUCAUCUCUACAAAGAUGUAAAGGUAUUGAGUUGUCCCAUUUUAACAUUCAUCCGUGUGACUUUUUCAUGCUGCCAGAUGCAUAUGCCAAUUUCCUUCUUUUCCAGCUACCACAAAUUCAUUACAAUGAGGAGGAUACUGCACACUAUGCUAAACUAUAUGGCCCGCAAAACAAUUUAUAGUCUUCUAUAAAUGUUCUUCUGGCUAUUGGAUUUAAUUGGCGAUGAGGUCAUACCCAGCGUAGACUCAUUGAGAAAAGCAGGCUUAUAUGGGUCUAACUUUAGAUAUUGCCCAAUAUGUAUGAGAAGUUCUUUUUUUAAAAAGUAUGGAAAGGUAUCGAGUAGGAUUUCUAAGUAUCAAUGGCAGGGUCCCUCCAGCCUCCCCACAUUCCAUGCUUUGACUGUUUCCUGUGAUUCUGGAGAGAGAGCCAGCUAUAUAGCUAUAUGCUGUUCUGAAAUUACUUUGCGAUAUUUAACGAGAAGUGAUUCAUAAAUGGAAUUAAAUAAAUUGUGCAAUUUAUACAGUUUGUAAAACUUAGUAUUACAUAAUCCAGCUUCCCUUUAUGCAAAAUUUGGCUUGUCUUAGACAAAAUUAGGAGUUCUACCUGAUGACACCAGUGUCCAAGUACAGUGGUACUUCGGGUUACAUAUGCUUCAGGUUACAUACGCUUCAGGUUACAGACUCCGCUAACCCAGAAAUAGUACCUCGGGUUAAGAACUUUGCUUCAGGAUGAGAACAGAAAUUGUGCUCUGGCAGUGCGGUAGCAGCAGGAGGCCCCAUUAGCUAAAGUGCUGCUUCAGGUUAAGAACAGUUUCAGGUUAAGAACAGACCUCCGGAAUGAAUUAAGUACUUAACUCGAGGUACCACUGUAUGUAGCUUUACUAUUUGAGGAAAUUUUCAAGUGGGAUCCUAUAUCAAGUGGGGGUUUUUUGGGGGGGGUACUGGAUUGUUGUUUUUAUUUUGAUUAUGUAUUUUGUGGUUUUAUAUUUUGAUUUUAUUCUGUGAACCAUCCUGAGAUACAGUGGAGUAUAUAGGGUAUAGGGCAGUAUAUAAAUUCAAUAAACAAAUAUUUCCUUAGUCCUGUUUUUUUCUGCUACCCCCAUUCCUAGUGUCUGGAUAUCUUGUACUUCCUGACACCUGCUUUUGGUAGUCUAGCAGCCAGCCAAAAUACUUAUUGAAGACUGUGCUCUAAGUUGGGGGUGGAAGGUGUCCCACUCACCAAUAUUCCAUUUUCAGUUGGAGAAAGAUCUCACUGUUCAUCUACAUUAAUUUCCUUGACAGGACUCUAUCAGAGAUGUCCACAUCAAAGGAAUAAUGUACAGUGCAAUUGAAGCAGAUAUUGGUAAGUGCUAAGAGAGCUUUUAUGAAGGAACAACUUGUUUUCCUCUUACUGUUAAUGUUUUACAGUUCUUCGUUCUAACAGAUGGCGUUCUUCGUGCUUUUGCAAACACCUGGUGCGGUGUGAAUUGUUGAACUAAUGUAGGGCAGCGUUGGCAAAGCCAUGGUCCCCUCCAGGUGUUGUUGGGACGCAAUUUCCAUCAGCUCUGGCCAACAUGGUGUAUGGUCAGGGAGGUCCAGCAACAUCUGGAGGGCUACAGGUUCCACAUCCAUCACGUAAGGACAUCUCCCAAACACACAUUGCUCAUUCCUGUUUUAGUCAGGGGUAAUGGCAACUACCUUUAUCUGGACAUGAACUGCAACAGGUGUUGUGGGAACCAUAUCUUCAGUGAGGCAAGGUGGCCGUAUGUGCAAGGAUGCGGGCACUGUAAUGGUGUGCGGCUUCUAAGAGCUUGUUUAGAUGUUCCAGAAAGCCUCAAAGAAGUUAUUUCAGUCACUUGUACAACAUCUUUUCACACUUUUGCUGCAGAGCUUGCCUUUUAGUAAUUUACACCUGCCUCACGAGGAAAAGUGCAAGUUUCUGAAGGACUUUGUGCAUAUUUCCUCGAAAGUGCCCCAGCAAGAGAUGUGAAUCUCUGGCUGCGGUUGUCUUUUAUUUUUUUAUUUAUUUUACAGAUCCUGUAAGCCACCAGAGAACAGUGUUCCUGAGUGACAAGAAAAUGGAGUUAAAGUACAGAUGUUGCCACUUUGGAUAUUUCACUGAGAUUUUGAAUUGGAAGUAUAGAAUAAGGAUACGCAACUUGCCCUUGCACCAGCUUUUUGCUACUUCUGUCGUUUUCUGCCUCUUCCCUCUCCAAAUCUAAGAAGAGAAACAGGGUUCAGUAAAACUGGUUGUCUGGACUCCUUGAAUUUUGUAGGAUUCUAUGCCUACUGCUGUUCUAAGCAAGCUAGAUUGCGCUGUUUCUCCAGAGCAUGCUGGCCAUAAGACCUCUUGCACCCAGAGUCGUGAGUCGCACUUCAUUUCUGCAAGACUCUGUAUUUUCCUCAUGAUGUAGGCAGCAGCCAGAACAAAUUGCCACCCCUCUAGAUGCAAAGGUGGCAAACCAGGACAAUUCAUCAGGCUUGCACGGUAGCUAGAUUUAUUUAAUGAGGAAUAUUCUUUUAGAUGCUUUAGAGUUUAAAGUCAUGGUGCACAAGAUGUUCCUAAAAAUGUUUAGACAGUUCAGAAAUGUUAUGCGCCUUUUAAAGGCUUCAAAAUGCCAGGGUGUUUGGGAGUCUGGAUUUCCAGUCUGGUGUAGCUAUAAACCUUUGGUAUCCAGGGAUAACACAUCUUCACUAAUUUAGGAGCUUAGGGUUUGAGUGAGGGCUUUUUCUUGGAAGUAGUUUUUUUAUGCCAGGUCAAAUCCUUGGAACUUUCGGCGGAUCCCCAGAAACACUUCUAUGUCAACAACAUUUUUCAGCAACCGUUGGCCACAGCAUAUACACUAUUGCCGGCCCUUCUGGGAUUGUGGGAAGUGCAUUCAAAUUACAGGGCAUGGAUUCCAGAUGAUUAGCUCAAGCUGCAGUUUCUCUUCUUAAGAAUUUUAACCUUUGCUUCUUCUUUUUAACAGAACAGGACAUUCACAGGAGUAGAGAGACAAAUCAUGUUGCCUUCUGUGUGAAAUGGGGGCACCUUCCAGAGAAAGGCUUCUAUCCUUAUGUCUGAGUUCAUAUGGGGCAUGUGUGUAUGGCCAAAGGUUCCACAUCCCCGAUUUACCCUGUGGAUUCUUGUUGCUCUUUACAUUGCGAACCUUUUUACGUUGCGUUUCUCAGACGGCUUGUACUCGACCAAAAAACAGUGUAACAGAGGGAACAUGAGUAGGCUUAGAAUUUACACAAGCUUGAAGACAUUCCUUUGAUAUAUACAUAAUAUAAUCUGGGGUUUUGUAACUUGUGUCUUUCUCCCCCUUCUCUCCCCACCCCUUUCUCUCUGUAGAGAAGUACAUUUGUUAUGCUGAGCAAACGCGUGCAGUGCUUGCAAAGCUGGCAGAUCACGGCAAGAAGAUGUUCCUCAUCACAAACAGCCCUAGCAGUUUUGUGUAGGUGGAUUUCUUCAUACGUACAAAACCAAAAGUGUUUCUCUAAAACAAUGGGUGUCGAUAGUUGCUUUUUUUAAAAAAAAGCAGGCUAGUAAUAUUUGUGUCAGUAAAAAUUGGUUUGCUCUUUGCAGGGACAGAGGCAUGAAGUACAUCGUUGGGAAAGACUGGAGGGAACUUUUCGAUGUUGUCAUUGUCCAGGCUGACAAGCCAAACUUUUUCAAUGACAAGAGAAGGUGAGUCCCUCCCUGUAAAAGCAUCCUCUCCUUUUAAAUUCAGUUCUUUAACAAAUCCCUCACCCCCAUGUUCCUCAGUUAUGAUGAUGAUGAUGAUGAUGAUGAUUAAAACCAUUAACCUUUUAACCUCUUUCUCACAGUUUCCUAAUACCUUUGCUGGCUCUUUCCCCUCAGCGGAGGGAGCCCUUUCUUUCCCUUUUCACUCCUGCAGACACAUAUCUGGCUCUUCAGUUCCUGCUCCCUGAGGCCAGAUUUGUGGUUCUACGGCAGAGCAGGUGGACAACACUGUAGAAUUAGCCAAGAGAGCCUUUCUGGCUUGACAGGAAUUCGGGUAGAGUGGGGAUAUGAGUGUACAUGCAUGUGUGAAGCAAAGGCGACAGAGGAUGCAAAAGUGGCCUUGGGCACUUCUUCUCCUUUUCCUCUCCCUCAGACCACCACUUUCGCCUCCCUUCCUCCCCCCCUCCUUUCUCUUUUUCACACUCAGCCAGUCCCUAUGUCCACCCAUCAUGUUUUCCUGUCUUUCUCAUCCCUCACCUUCCAACCCUGUGAGCUUCUCUCUAACCAUCUCCUGCGUGUUCCUACACAAUAUGCAUUGCAAGGAGCAAUGGUUGAUGACAUUGGUCAAACCAAAAGGCCAUGGAAGGGCCAAGGGGCAGGGGAAGCAAGUGAGAAGGCCCCGGGUGGGCCGUAGCACUGAGGGCCACCUGAAAGUGGAUGGAGGUCCAUGGCUGGUUACUGUCCCACCAUUUGAGAAAAGUUGCACUAGAAUGUGCAUUAAUCUCAUGCUUUGGACUUCUGGUCUACUUUAAGAAGAAGAAGAAGAAGUUAAAAACAAACAAACAGAACUGUGCUGAUGCAGGAGGCCAGGUGAACGUAAUGGGUGGUUAAUAUCCAAAAAAGGUUGAGAGUUUAUCUUAAAGACUUAGGUAAUAAAAGCUGAUGGCAUCUGAUUAAGAGCUGACCUCUUUGCAAAUCAGGCUGCUUUAUAAUUUACUAUAGUCACACUGUGUGACUUAAAGAUCUAUGGUGAGCAGCCAGGUAUUCAGUGAACUAGGUUUUCUGAAGUCCUUCACCAGGGCUACUGCUGGUUUUUACCAAAAGGGUUGGUCACCCAGUUCCCUCAGUGAUGAUCAAUAUUUAAAACUGGAAGGGACUUCCAGGAUCAUCCACAUGUAAGUUGUUGAGCCUCAACAAGAUUUACUGAAUGAAGACUAUUCCUACACUUCUGAAGCUGUUUAUUUGGGGGGGGGCAGGCAGGGAGACUCUGCAGGAGAGUGUAAAUUAUUCUUAUAUUCUGGUCUGUAUCUGUUUCCAUUGAGUGGUGACGGCAGUAAUACUAUUGGGUCAUUGAUCUUUGUGCACUCCCUCUCUCAUUUUUUAAAUAGACCUUUCCGCAAGGUGAAUGAGAGAGGUGUUUUGCUUUGGGACAAAAUCCAUCAACUGCAGAAAGGCCAGAUUUACAAACAGGUAUGUUUUUUGUUGGUUUAAAUAUUUAUACUCCUCACCUUUUCACGUCAAACUGGACCUUUCUGACAAUCAUGAUGAACAUACACAAAAUCCAGAGCAACCUUAGUCAGCAGCAUUGAAAAGAGUGUGUGUGUGUGUGUGUGUGUGUGUGCGCGCGCGCUCAUUGUCUGUAUCAGCUGAUCGUCAGCCCUGUGGGGACUGACCCCACUAGGGAGUUCCCUAGUGGGCAGCCAUUUUUCCCCUGUAGAUUUCGGUAAUUUCUUUAGAAAGAGGUGAGCAAGACAGUCUUCAGCAUAGGCAACAGUUGUGAGCAUAAACCUCCUAGCUUGCCAUGGGGCUGCUAUGUGAGAGCAAAAAUGCAUUUUAUUCUAGGGAAAGGACCAUAGCCUGGUGGGAAGAUGCUUGCUUUGCAUAUAGAACAUUCCGGGUUCCAUCCCUGGCAUCUUCCAAGGAAGGCUGAGAGAACUGCUGCCAGUCAUUUUAAACAAUACAGACUCAGACCAUUGCUCCAUCUGACUCAGUAUCAGGCCACUUGUGUCUCUUUUUGAUAAUAUUAGCAUCUGCUUUUCAUGUGAAAAGCAAAGAUUUUACUCUUCCUCGGAGAGGGCAAGCUGCCAGCAUGACAGUCGCCAGGUUCUGUUUAUGACUCAUAAUUUUGUCUUUUCCUCCCUUCUCUCGUAGGGCAACUUAUAUGAGUUUCUAAAGCUGACUGGCUGGAGAGGCUCCAAAGUCUUGUAUUUCGGCGAUCACAUUUAUAGCGAUUUAGCAGUAAGUAACUUGCUCCCCUACUUGUUAGUUUGAUAAAAACUGGUCAUGUCUACAGAAACGACCUGCGUACUGUGAAAACAAUUUUGUAAAACAGGGAAACUUAUGAAAAAAAUAGACCAAUGCGCCAAGUUUCUGCCAUAAAAGUGAGUAAAGCCCUGAUAGGAUUACUUGUUUCUGUUCGGGGAAACAUAAGCCUCUUAUUGCACCUUCCACGUAGUUCUGAGUUUUAUUUAAUGGUUGGGAUCAAGGCUGCAGGGCACUUGGCUAAGUUUUUGGGCUGUACGUAAAGGCUAGAUAUGGAUGGCUGUCAUUUCCUGUGGGUCCAAAUACAGAUUGGGGUGAAGGAUUGACUGAUGUUCUGAAGGACCCAGUUGCAAGGAUCCCAAAGGAAGAUGUAUAAAACUCCAGAGCGAUCAGUUCUAGUGCUUUAUCAUAGAGAUAUAUCAAGAGACUUAGAUACAGCAGUGCAAUGCAGGAUUCCUUGCCACUACACCUCUGGACACAUGCCGAAGUGGCAAGCAUAAUGGCUUUGUCUGCGGGGGCUAAUCAUGUAUGGGUUACUUAAUCAAAAAGCAAGCUAUGUAAGCUGGCAGCAAUAACCCAGUUAUAACCACCCCUGGGAUAGAAGUCCAUUCCCCACUCCCAUCCAUCACUCAGACAAGGGUACAGCUGACAGGCAGCCAGCAUGAGAAGCCUCUCCUUUCCCAACUAGCUAAACAAAAAAGCUAAGGCUUCCAAGCUUCAGUGCAAGCAGAUAAGCACAUAUGAGUUCAUUCUAACAGUAAAUACCAAUUAGUCCUGGGGUUAUCAUGACUGCCAAGAUUUACAGGUUUACAGGUCUUCUGGGACAUUCAUACCGUUUGGCUCUGCACAGUGGCCUAAAACGGGAAUAAUUGCAGUUCAAAUGAGUUACUGUUAUAUUUAAGUGGAGAAUUGUAUUUCACCUUUUGAGUACUUCAGAUCUCUUACACUUUGCAGUGGACUCUUGUAUGUGCGCGCACUCUCUCUCUCUCUAACUUCAAAACUUAACAGGACAACAUCUUUUCCAUGUCUAUAAAUGUAAGCUGGCUAAAAUAUUACUUAAUGUAUCUCAAUAAUGAGGCCGAGGAAGAGAUAAGGACAGCUUUGCAGACUAAUGCUCAGGCCAAAAAUAGCAAUAAAUAAGAUGACGAGUUACAAAUUACAAAGCAGUUUGUGCAAUAGAAAUUGGAUUUAGGUUUGGGGAUGUUCCCAGCUUUACUCCACAUUUUAGCAGCUGACCAUGUGUGGUGGGCCUCUAUAAGAACCUCAGCACUAGACUGUUUGAUAUUUUUAUGUGUGUUCAUUUUAACUCGCUUAUCCACUAGGUAGUCAAGGUGAUAUACAGAGUGGUAGCUUUUUCAACUGCAAUUGGUAAAGUCCUUGAGUGUGCCUGUUAUUGACACAUGGAUGGAGGGCCGUGCCUGUUGCAGAGAGACCUGUCAUGAUUUGUGCUAAAACAGGGAUUAAUUGAAACACCUUGUGACUACUACAUCACAGUCGUUGGGCUGUCAUCCAGCAGUUAAGUUAUACUUCCACCUGCCAAUCACAUGAAAGGUGCAGAAGGGGACAGAAAAACCACUUUUCUUGGUAGCUGUAAGAUAUGAAAUCUGCUCUAAUGCCCAGAAGGGCCUGACGGCAUAGGAAAUCUCCCUGCCAGCCCCAGCAGAUCCCAGGAAUGUGACCAAUGACUUGUCUGGUGGGCCCAUGCAACGUGUUUCAUCAGGCUACAGCUAAACUACGCCUUGAAGCUUUUACAUCCAUUAUAGGAGAAGCAGAGCCCAGUGAUCUGAGUACUUCUAAUGAUGGAAGAAGCAGCACAGAAGCUAGUAAGGGAAUUGCUGUUGCAAGUGCUGUUUUAGCACUGAGUUUUUAAUUACUGAAGCCUCCCUCUUCCUGUCUGGGAAGGAUGCUUAUCACAUCAUUGACCCAAAAUUGACUCUGUAUACAGAGGGCUGGUAGAGAAUUAAAUGUAUUUCAGAGUAACUUUAAAAUAAAGCAAGCUACUCUAUUUUUUUGUUAGAGAUUGUUUUGUAAUGGUGAAGUACAGUGGUACCUCGGGUUAAGAACUUAAUUCGUUCUGGAGGUCUGUUCUUAACCUGAAGCACCACUUUAGCUAAUGGGGCUUCCUGCUUCCGCCCCCCCCCCCACUGGAGCACGAUUUCUGUUCUCAUCCUGAAGCAAAGUUACCCAAGGUAAUAUUUCUGGGUUAGCGGAGUCUGUAACCUGAAGCGUAUGUAACCCAAGGUACCACUGUAUAAAAAUGUCAGUCUUUCGCUGGGUUUAUUUUUUAAGACAGGCUCAUUCCCCUGCAGUGACAGUGAAAGAGUCUGUACAGUCCCUUGGAUAUCAUCUGUGUAAAAAUGCAAUGACUGAGUGCUGCUCAUUUCACUUUUAUCCUGCCAUGCAGCACUAGCAGAUUCCAGGGUGUGUUGUGCAUAAUAUAUAGAAUAAAACAUCAACUUUAGAACUGAGAAUAACCCUGGAGAACCACUUCCAGUCAUUGUUGUCAAUACUGAGCUAGGUCCUUUGCAUGCUUGCUCUUUGGGGAUUACUUCCAAGUUUGCAGAGGACUGCAGCCGGUCUUUUUUCUUCUUUUGGCCCCAGGCUCCUUACUACAACAGGAGGAGAAGUUUUCCUAUCCUGUUUAAGCAGCUUAACGCAGGUUCUGUUAAUAUUUUACCAUUUCCACAUGUUACAAUACUUCCCCCCUAAUUGGUUUGCCUCCCUGUUCUCCUGACACAAAUGUUCUUCCUGGUCAGCUGUGUGUUGUUUACCCCAUGGGCUCUCCAGCCUGGCUACCUGGUAUCAGAUGGAUUCCCUCUUAGUUUGUUCCUCUUAAUUAUUUGUACAGUGGCCCAGCUGAUCCACUUAGCGUGUAACUGCUGCUUAUGUAUAAGCAAGAAUUAUCUUACAAAUGGCCUUUAGGGUGAAAGAGUAGAAAAGUACACAUUGAAUCGUUUUAACACUAACACUUUUGUCUCUUGUAAUCCUGGCUGGCAAAAUAGGAUUUGACCUUAAAGCACGGCUGGCGAACAGGUGCAAUUAUUCCGGAGUUACGGACGGAGAUUAAGAUCAUGAACACAGAGCAAUACAUUCAGACCAUGACCUGGCUUCAGACUCUCACUGGAUUACUGGAACACAUGCAGGUUUGUUGUGCUUAUUCUAGCUGCCUCCAGCCCUUUCUACAAAUUCCUCUAGGGUUUCUGGUGUUGCCAGUGUAAUUUAAGAAUGGGCAGAAAUAUGUGUAAUCAGAACUUAAAUAUAAUUUCUGAUGAAAAGCUGUUUUCGUGUUUAAGUCUGUUUCUCCUGCUGUCUCUUAUAGACACACGGACGUCUUCAUACAAAUAUUCUUGCACUCAAAAGCAAUUGUAUUCUUCCCCUACAACCCUGUAAAAAUUCUGUGGCUUUGUUAAAAGCAUUAAGUAAUGGGUUUCAUUAAUUGGUGUCACACAGCUGACAGCAAGGCUUCCAACAGUCGGAUGAGGGAAACAAUUUUUGGCAAUUCUUCCUCCCACUCCCAGGGUUGGGGAACCUUGCAGAGCUGGUUUAGGGGAGGCAUGGGGUGCUGUCAGGUUAGUGGGUGGUGGUUGAAAACAGCUUUCCUCCCUGUUCCACUGGCGGAUACAAUCCCCUGCUCCUUCAUAGUACAUUAGCUUUGUGCUGACAAGUUAAAAAGCCACAGCUCUUAUCUUGUUCACGUUUUUCCCUCUGUGUCAAAUUUCUUAAUGGUGUGCAGACAUGAUUACACUACAAUAUACUCAUGUCCUUUUCCUGUGAAGGAGUCUGUGCUAAGAACAUACAAGGUUGCUUGUUAUCAUUUCAGGUUCACAGGGAUCCAGAUUCUCAGCUGAUUUUACACGAGUGGAAAAAGGAAAGAAAGGAAAUGAGGUAAGCAUUAACAUUGGGAAUGCGUUUCAAGAUUUGAAAAUGCAAAUCCAGAUACAAGCUUUUAACAAUGUACGACAGUGCCCAGUUUGCUGUCUUUUCCUAUUACCUUUCUUAAUAGUAGUAGAUACAGCAGAGUAUUCAACACCACUAGAUACCAAAUCUGGCUGUUGGGGAAACAAUUUAAUUGGCUAAAACUUGCAAGACGUUUCUGUCUUACAAAGCAAGCCCAUAGGGAAAAUCGUCUUGCGAAGCAGCUCAAAAACAAAAAACCCUUUCGUCUAGCGAGUUUUUUGUCUUGCGAGGCAUUCGUCUUGCGAGGUACCACUGUACUAGCUAUGCCUUUGUUGGUUUAGUUUUCUUUAGCUGUUUGCAUUAUUUAUAGUUGGCUUAAUAGUUUGAAUGUUCUUUUAUUAUUGGAAAUGGGUUUGCAAACCAUCUUGAGAGUUGUACUGAAUGGACAGUACAGAGGUACCUUGGGUUACAAACUUAAUUCGUUCCGGAGGUCCGUUCUUAACCCGAAACCGUUCUUAACUAGAGGUGCACUUUCGCUUAUGGGGCCUCCCACUGCCGCCACCAUGCAAUUUCCGUUCUCAUUCUGGGGCAAAGUUCUGAGGUACUACUUCCAGGUUAGCGGAGUUUGUAACCUGAAGCGUUUGUAACCUGAGGUACCACUGUACAUAAGUUAAACUAACGAAUAUAUGCAAUCUUUGUCAGGAGCACAUUCUAAAGACAUUGCAAAAAGCAGAGGGGAAAGAGUUGACAAAGUUUCCUCCCCUGGAUUUUCUGACUUAGAAGUCAGCUCAGUUGGUUAGAGCCUGGUGCUGAUAAUGCCAAGGUUGCAGGUUUGACCCCCAUAUGGGGCAGCUGCAUAUUCCUCCUGCAUUGCAGGGGGUUGGACUAGAUGACCCCCAGGAUCCCUUCCAACUCUGUGAUUCUUUGAUAUCUGUGAAGCAAGAUGAAACUGAUGUUUUCUGAAGGUGACUUUCAGUUAACAAAAUAGCAUGGUACCUUGUUUCAAUAUAUAAAUAAACUGGUUUUAACUGGGGGGAAAAAGAAUCUUUGUUAAGCACUUUGGAAAGCUUGGUUUACCUUAAGGGGUUGACAAUUCUAAGAAUGCGUAUCUUUCUUACCCCUCCCAGAGAAACAACCAGGAACUUCUUCAAUUCUCAGUUUGGAAGCUUAUUCAGGACUGACCAGAACCCAACCUAUUUUUUAAGACGCUUGUCUCGCUUUGCUGAUAUUUACAUGGCAUCCUUGAGUUGCCUUUUGAACUAUGACCACGACUACACAUUUUAUCCAAGGAGGACUCCUUUGCAGCAUGAACUCCCGACAUGGUCGGACCAACUGUGCACUGGUACAUUCAGAAUACCAUUUCUGCAAGAGAUGAUUCAAAUCAAAUAAGUUUUCUUUUCUCUCCCUUGGUUUUUAUAAUGACAAACCUUUACCACCUUCCUCCCCUCUUUCCACUGUCUCAGUAGAGCAAAGUAUAUUUAUCAUAACAUGAAUGUAUCUUUAAAAGCAAUUAUCUCUUCUAUAAUAGCUGUAUAUGAUUAUAGAGCAAAUAUUUCUAUUUAGGUCUCUUUUCUUGACUUUAGUAAGAGCUGAUAAGUCAUGUUGCACUAAUAGAAAAUAGAUCCCUUCCCCCAGCUGAAUAUUUGCUGAAAAAGAAUUAUUUGCACAUAAAACAACAAUUUAAGAUAUUUCUAGUUGUAUGACAUGCAGCCUGAUAUAUUACUCUGGUGUACUGUAACCAGAUGAGCAUCACUUUGGAUUCUGGACGUGUUUUGAAUCUGGAUUUAUCUUAAAUUGUAGCUAGUUUUCUUCUAGUUGGAAAAAGAAAUAUAAAAUUUCAAUAAAUUUUGAAGCUAUGAGGGGAUAAGAAAUCUUGUGUUCUCCCUACAGCUGCUUCUAAGCAGGGGAAAAGUUUAAAUGAGUGCCAUACUUACAAACCUAAAUUUAAUUUACAACUUUGAGAAUGUGUUUGCAGAGAUCAUCUGCAUGCAGAAUUAGGUGUCUCUGUGCAGAUGUGCAUCUGAAUGCUCAUCUGAGUCCUACUGGACUUGGCUGGGUUGAUUCAGAUGGAGGACAAACCCUCUCUACCUGGAGCCAGUAGUUGCUAUGUAACCAGUUGUGUGCAAGCUAGAUUGAAGUCCAAAUUUACAACUUAGGUUCCCUUCCAAAUUGCUAUCGUUGGAAUGCAACUCCCAUCAUCCUUGACCAUUGGCCAUGCUGGCAGCUUAAAACAGCCUUCCCCAACCUGCUGCCCUCCAGACAUUGUUUAACUCCCAUUAGCUGAGCCGGUGGUCAAGGAUGAUAGGAGUUUGAGGUCUUUCACCAUCUGGAUUCUAGAGCUCCAGGUUGUGGAAGGGUGCCUUGAAACAAUUUCCCUUUUUUAUUUUUAGAAGUCAUGUAUUUUAUUUGCUGAAGUUCUUCAAAAUAUAGAAAGAAUUGUUCUCUUUAUUUUUAGGAAAUAAUUUGGUCCCCCCAAUGCUGGUCAGGUAAAGUUUGUGUGUUACUAGUUUGUAUACAUUUUAUAUGUACGUGAGAGGCUUUUAAUCGCAUUGUUCUAAUUCUCUGUGUUGCUUAAGAACUGCCUGCUUGCAUGACUCAAUAUGGUCCGGGAUUUCAGUUCAUUGAAAUAGACUUCUAAGUAAUGCCGAGCUGAAGUUUUUAAUUUUCCUCUUUGCCUUGAAAGCUAUGGCUUUGGGGUGGGGUGUGGAUCUCUUCUCCUCCCUUUAUUGCUUUGGCACCAUUCCCCCCCGUUUUCAAUUGCAUUGACAUGAUCCCUGAAUGGCUGGAUCACGUGAAUGCAGUGCAAUGCGAAUUUAACCAAUUGGAUUGGAUGAUGUGCUGAUAUCUUGAAGGGCAAAUGAAGCCCAUUUUGUGUGAGAGCUAUGUUCACAUGGACGAUCCUAUAGACGUGUUCAGAUAUCAAGCUUUGUUUUUGGUGUCUCUUCGCAGUGAUCCCCUAAAGCACCAAGGAGCUCCCUUUCUGGCAUUAAGUAUUUCCCCUACUUUUUAUAAUUGUUUUUGUAUCGACACAGACUUACUUAGUUUUCUGAGGAGUGGAGAGGCUGUGGCUUAGUGGCAGAGCAUCUGCUUUGCAUGCAGGCAUACAACCCCCAGGUUCAAACCCUGCCAAUCCCAGUCAGGGGUUCGAGAAAGGUCCCUACCUGGGACACUGGAGAGCCACUGCUAGCCACUGCCAACACCACUGAUCAGACUUGGUAUUAGGCAGUUUCCUGUGUUCUUAUGAUGUGCUGGCCAUGUCGCCUAAUUGCCAUCUUACGCGGAGGGGCUUGAGCUUGUCUUUUGGUGACGCUGGCGGGGAUGUUUUUCUGCCUGUAAAUGUUAUACUUGGAAUGCAUAACUGCCACUCACCACCUUAAUGCUCUGUGCUAGAGUGGAUGAAACUCGGCUGAGUCAUUGGUAAAGCUUUAUCAGAACAGUCGCCUCUGUUUUAUUGCUUUUAAAGAAGAGGGAAAAGCCCUUUAAACAGAAAAUCCAAGGGAUUGGACUUGAUUGUUAAAGCAUAACCAAGACUUGGUGUUACUUGAAAUGAAUCUAAUAUUCUAGGCUUCCAAAGCCCCUUUAAAAGACUGUAUUUGUAUAAGAUGUUAAAGAAUGGAAUUAGUUUGUAUUCUAGAAAAUUAUGGCAUAAAGUGUUUUAAGGGUUUAUGAGAACACUAUCCAGUGUUGUGUACUCCUUCUCCACACAUAAUUUUUGUACAAAAUCGCUUUGUAGAAAACUACUUCUAUUGCAGAUUACUUUUAUUUCUUUGUAUACAAAGUAUAUUAACUGGUGCUGAUUUGCUGCUACAUAAUGUCGUAUAUUGUAAAAUGAUCUUGCAUGUGAAGUGAUUGGGGCCUAACCAGCUGCAAACUAACAUUUGCUCAUUUCUGUUACUGCUGUUAUUUAAAAGCACUGUAAUCACUUAUUGUAGCACCCACAACUUCUGAUAUUGUAGCCAUGUGGAAUUCUGUUAGUAUCUGAAUACCAAAAAGGAAGUCAGUAGUUUACUUCUUGACAAACUGACUUCCCCAAAAAUAGAAAUUGCCAGAUAAAUUUUCUUUUUUGUAUCCCAAAAUGUCUCUGGUACAACAUCAUGCAAUAAAUGUCUUGUCACAUUCAUUAAGAUUAUAGUCUGGAAGUCGUAAUUGUUGGUUUUAAAAAUUUAUCUGAAAUAGAAAAGCCUCCUGCAGCAUGAAACUGUAUUCGAAGAGAAAUGGUGGCAAUUACACACGACCCUCUGAAUAUUAGACUAGAGUCUACAAGAUGUGAUAUUACACCCACAGGGAACCUGCUUAAGAUCCUUACCCACCCUGUUCAGUACAGGUGUCUCCCCACUUAUAUGGGGGUUCUGUUCCUGGGUACCACAUGUAUACAUGAAAUCACAUAUAGUGAGGAGCACCAUCUAAAAAGCCUGUAAACACCUUCUGGAAACCCUUGAAAAACACCAGCAGUAGUUACCAGACUGACAAGAAUGGUGGAAACGGUGACUCUGUUUUCUUCAUCACUGGAGGACGAUGUGGAAACAGGGAGGGGGUAGAUCCACACCCUGAAGUGGCUGUAAUUCAGAGGUAGACCCACUGUUUUUCAGGCUGUUUUUGCCCUUUUUGAAGUUUAGUUCGAAUUAUUUCCUGGUGCCGCACAUGAGUCAAAAGCAUGUAAGUGGGGAGACACCUGUAUUCUUCUUUUUAUAGCACUGCUUCCCAGCAGCAGAAAGUUUCGCCGGAAUUCUUCUCCAAAAUCAGAGGCGUUAGUCACUUAAUAGCAGACACAAUGUACUUUACAAUUUAUUGUAAAGUAUUUUACAAUUUGUUUAUUGCAAUUAUAUAUCCUACACUUCUUUCAAGGAGUACAAGGUUCUUCAUUCCUCUUUUUAAGCUUCCCAACAGCUCUUAAGAGCUAGCAAAGUCACAAUGCCAUUCAGUAAGCUUCAUAAUUGGGUGGGAUCUGAACAAAAGAGAAAAGUAGCAUUGCUCUUGCUAAGCUUUGGAUUUACUGUGCAGUCUUGCAAAUAGAAUGCUAGUGUUCACAUUUUCAGUAGCCUUCCUCAGUCAUUUGUGACUUCAAGAGAGAAUCAACUCUCUGUUCAUAUAAAUGUCCUACUCUCUCUUAACAGCCAUAGGUAAGGGCUGGAUUUAGUCAAUCCUUUCAUUCACUUCUGAACGUAUUAGGAUACUUAGUGGGUUACUUCUUUCUUUCUUUUUUUUAAUGAUAUUUAUUAGAAGUUUAAAGAUUACAGAAAAAAGAAAAAAACAACAAUAAAAAAACAU
This is a messenger RNA of Podarcis lilfordi (Lilford's wall lizard), 36914 nucleotides long. The record is from the annotation of a GenBank genome assembly. NCBI's taxonomy places the organism in Eukaryota, Metazoa, Chordata, Lepidosauria, Squamata, Lacertidae.